UUUAUUUUAUUUAGUGAAAGGGCAAAAUGGUUAAGUGAUUAUCAGAACUCCAUAAGCAAAUCUAAAGAAUCUUGAAAUUCCGAUCAGUCUUGUUGUUUCCGGCAGGAUUUGGUUGCAAAAGCCCAAUUGCUUCUUCUUCGAGGGUUUUCAUGAAAAUAUAACUAUGUGAGAAGUGGGAGAGGAUAAUUUCAGCCAAGGAACAUAGAACAAAGAGAAAAUGGGAUUUCGGAGAUUUCUCAAAGCCAUUCCUAAACCAACAGCUUCUGAUCGGACUUCAUUGCUACCUCUUGCUGUAAGAACGAUAGAUUCUUCAAUGUGUAGCACUAACAACCUCACACCUGUUGCCCAAAACCAACUGAAUCAACUCAUCGAAACCCACCUCAAACCCUCUUUCAAUGCCAAAGAUUUCCUCUCUUUUCUCAAGAACCGUGUCCAUUACCACCCUAUCCUAACUAACCUUGACUUCUACCUCUUCAACUAUGCUGCUUCUGUCGAUUCGUUCCGCCAUGAUCACACCACUUUUGAGUGGAUGGUCCGCACUCUUGCCACCACACACCGCCUCCAGUUUCUUACUACUCUCCUCCAAUUUAUUUCUUCUAAUCCCUGCCCGUGUGCUGAUGGUAUUUUCUCUUGCCCCAAAACUGAACCAAUUUUUCGUUUUGCCAUUAAUGCUUAUUGCAAGGCUGGUAGAUUUGAUGAUGCUUUGUUAGCUUUUGACACAAUGAGAAGAUUGAUUGAUGGGAAGCCUGAUGUUGCUGUUUGCAAUAUAAUAAUUCAUGGAUUUGUGAAGUUUAAGCAUUUUGAUAAGGCUCAGGAGUUUUACCAUAGGAUGAUUGGAGAUCGAGUAAAGCCUGAUGUAAUUACAUUCAAUACUUUGAUUUCUGGGUACUGUAAGAACUCGCAACUGGGCUCGGCUUUACAAAUGUUUAAGGAGAUGAAAACUCAUGGAUGUGCUCCAAAUGUAGUUAGUUUCAAUACUUUAAUUAAAUGGUUUCUUUUGGAUGGUAAGAUUGAGGAGGGGAUUGGGAUGGCCUUUGAGAUGACUGAGAUGGAAUGGGAGAUUUCAGCAGUGACUUGUGAGAUUUUGGUUGAUGGGCUUUGCAGGAAAGGAAUGGUGUUGAAAGCGUGUGAUUUAUUGGUUGACUUUUCAAGGAAAGGGGUGCUGCCAAGAACAUUUGAUUAUUUUGGGUUAGUUGAGAGGCUUUGUGGGGAAGAGAAUGUGGCCAGAGCAAUAGAAUUGGUGCAUGAGUUAUGGAGGAAUGGGAAUUCUCCAAGCUUGAUCGCUUGUACGACCUUAAUUGAAGGUUUAAGGAGAACAAGAAAGAUUGAUGAAGCAUAUGAAAUUAUGGAGAAAAUGCUGCAGGAAUGUAUGCUUCCGGAUAGUGUAACGUUUAAUUGUCUUCUUAGUGACAUGUGUGAAGCAGGAAGAGCGAAGGAAGCAAAUAAGAUGAGGUUAUUGGGUUUAAACAAGGGCUUGGAUCCUGAUACUGUGACAUAUAAUAUUUUGGUAUCAGGUUUUAAGAGGGAGGGUAAAAAGAAGGAAUCGGAAGCUUUGGUGGAAGAGAUGUUGGAUUUGGGGUUUAUACCUGAUAUUGCUACUUAUAACAGGUUGAUCAAUGGAGAAACUAAAUCAAAACGUUAAUUUUCUUUGCCCCUACUUUCUUCAAGUUGAGACUACUUGUAUGGUUUCAAGUUAUUGAUGGAGAAUAUCAAUGAUUAUUUGUCUUGUACUUUCAAUCAUCUGCAAAGAAGAUUGGUGAGUUAGAUAUCGUAGUAUUUUUCUGAGAGAAUCAACUGAAGCAGCAGCUUGGAGUUCUCAUGGCUGAAAAUGGUACGAAAACUGUCAUCAAUCAUCAUCAACUUCUCUUUUUCUGCACCGCAACAGAUCAUGGCUGAUAUGCUGCAUAUUUCUUAGCAUGGAGUACAAUGGACUCCACCGUGCCGAUUAAGAAUGAAGUUCUGCUAUGCUAGGAAGGACUAACAAUUAGCUAGAGAGAAUGAAAGAACAGUAUUAAUGUGUACCCUAUGGACAGUUUGUCCGCUGAGAAACACACACAUUUUGAGACUAUGUUUCUCAGAUCCUUCAAAAAUACCACCGGCUGUAUAUUGGAUCUUCCAAAAGUUAUUCAUUCUUGAAGGAUUCGACAUGAGUGGAGUAGCAUUUUUGGUCCACAUGCACAAGAAGCAUGGGUUCUUCUUACUUGAUGUUGAGUAUUUGGGGGAUCCUAAAGGCUUCCUCUCUUAUCUUGGUCUCAAGGCUAAAAAGUAUUACAUGUGCCUGUCUUGCUACAAUGGAUGUCAUCCUUUCGGUAGUUUAGAAGCAAUUCAGAAACGUAUGAAAGCAAAAAUUCAUUUCAAAGUGCAUAAUGGUGAUGAUGAAGAGAAGGAAUUAGAAGAGUUUUAUGACGAUAGCCAGCAGCUAGCACUGCAGCAUGGGUUUACAUCUAUGCAGAUUAAUAUUGAUGCUUACGAGGUAAUUACAUUGAUACAUGUUCCUAAUGUCCUUCAUUCGCCUGUUCUUAGUGAUUGCAGGUACCUCAUCCGGCUUUUGGGUAAUCCACCAGUGCAUCAUAUCUACAGGGAGCGAAACAUCUUAGCAAAUAGAUUAGCAUUUAUGGCUUCGACAACAAAUUUGGGUAGUAAAAAAUACAACUUUUCGGAAUCCUCCUUCUCAAUUACUAGAUGUUUUGUUGGACGACCAAGUGGGAAGGAUGCAUACAAGACAAAUAGAUUCGACAAGUAUACAGGCAACUGGAGAGUGGAGAAGCAAUCACAACAGACCAGGAGGUGUUCAAAUUUUGCUUCAAAUGCUCCUAACUGCCCCUCUUAUCAGCUUCAUUGGUUUUGCUUCCUGCGUUUGUGCUUGAUCUGCAGGUUCUUCAACAGCUCCAUCAAUGCCCUGCAGUUAUAGAUAGUAUUAGCAAAAGAUUCAGUUCCUUCAUGAAGUAAGUUAAUUGUGUCUUCCGAGUCUGAUACUACUUCGAUGGCUUUGAAGUUCAUGUUCACAGUCAGUUUUUUUUAGUAAUUUUUUACUCCUAAAACGUUACUACUAUGAGUAAUGUAUAUCAAUCUAACGCCGUCAACUUUUUAAAAAUAAAAAUAUAUCCUAAAACGUUACUAUGAAA
Solanum pennellii is the source of this 3125-nucleotide messenger RNA. RefSeq names its product pentatricopeptide repeat-containing protein At2g36240. NCBI's taxonomy places the organism in Eukaryota, Viridiplantae, Streptophyta, Magnoliopsida, Solanales, Solanaceae. The record is from RefSeq and is a predicted model, not a curated record. Bases 218 to 1642 code for a protein of 474 amino acids. The transcript is spliced from 4 exons. Gene Ontology annotation, molecular function: protein binding.